AUGCGUGGGUUUGACGCUUCCGCUCCCCACAACUGGUGGGAGAAAGGCUUUAACUUGUCAAAGGAUUGCCAACAUCUGCACUUGAACCACCUCUCCUGUCUCACAUCCCACUUUACUAUGGUGGAGAUGACGUGCUGCCUCUCCACCAGUUCCACUCGAGCCAUCGCUGCUCCUCCGCAUACCCAAACACCAUUCUCGAUGACAUCUUCACCUCCACUCUACUCAUUCAUGCUGUACCGCCUUACUUCUGGCCCUCCUCACAUCCCACCUCCAACCUUGCCUCCACAGGUCACUUCUAUGCUCGCAUUCUACGAUCCCCACCCCACCUCUCUCACCUUAUCCUUCCUUCCCACCACCUUAGUUAAUGUAGCCACCUGCGUUGCGCAACGUCUUUCGUGA
This is a messenger RNA of Hydatigera taeniaeformis, 399 nucleotides long. Lineage: Eukaryota; Metazoa; Platyhelminthes; Cestoda; Cyclophyllidea; Taeniidae. The record is from the annotation of a GenBank genome assembly.